UUUCUCUGAACGCAAAAUAAAAAAAAAAACUGAAAUUAUAACAAUUUUUCAACAUUCUUUUUCCAUUUAACAAAAAAUUAUAAUUUAUUUUAUUUAUUUAUUGUGUUGUUUUGUUAAAUAAAAAAAAAAAAAAAACGGUCGCGAAUUGAAAGUAACCAAACAACCUACAAAGAAAUAAUAAUCAACUUUUUUGUGUGAAAUUUCAAAUAAAAAAAAAAAGAAAUUUUCCUGUCUUUUUCAAGGAGAAGAAGAAAUUCCGGAGGACUCUCAAAGAUUUUCUUUUUUUUUUUUCAUCGCUUCAUCAAGAAAAAUGAGCAAAAGAAGAAAUAUUCUCUGCAUAUCAAAAAGAAGCUAGACAAAACGCUUGAGCUGUUGUCUAUUUCCUGUGAAAAAAGCAAGAAAAAAAAAAUUCAUCUGACCAAACAUAAAUUUUUCUCGUUCAAGAAGAAGAAAAAGAAGCAGAAGCAAUGGAAACUAUCGAAGAAUCUUCAACUAAAAGUAAUGACGAAAUGUCAAUAUCACCAUCACCAGAAAACCUAAGAAUAUGCCUUUUAGGCUGUGUUGUCGAUGACAAUUCCAUUGUUGAAGCUGCAAAAACAUUUGGUGUGCCCGUUCUAACAUCGGAAACAGGUCUGGAAAUCUUAACCGAUAACGAAUGGACAACAUAUUUUGUGAUGAAAGAGUUCGAUGGUCCCAUUUAUGAAGCGAUACACAAGAGUAAACACAGAAUAAUGGGACCACCUGCUCUAGUUUAUGCAGCUAAAAUGAAAGAUGGUUUGAUACAUAAUGCAAGACCAAUUUAUAACUACUCUAUGAAAGGAGUAAUCACAUGUUUUACAGGGAUACGAAAAAAGGAUGAGUUGACAAAACUUGUAAAACUAAUUCACUCAAUGGGCGGUGGAAUACGCAAAGAUAUGAACUCCAAAGUUACCCAUUUAAUAAGCAAUGUCAGUGGAGGAGAAAAAUAUCAAUAUGCGAAAACAUUCCGUCUAACAGUGUUGCGCUCACAAUGGGUGCAUGAUGCGUGGGAGAAACGUGAUGAACCACAAUUUCUAGCCACAGCUGAGGAUUUUACCCGCGAUCACAAAUUGAAAGCUUUCGAAGGGCAAAAAAUCUGUUUCUUUGGUUUUCCACCAGACGAGCAUCAACAUAUGCUGGACGUGUUACGAAGUAAUGGAGGAGUGCCAGCUGAAUUGGAUGAUCCAGAUUGCUCGCAUGUUGUAAUGGCUAACACUGGUGGUUAUUUCCCCGAAAAUCUUUCCUCCUCUCCCACAACCACCAUCACUACCAACAAAACUAAAUCCUCUUCCUCUCCUUCAAGUAGUAAUUUCCUUAAUAACAAUAACAAUACCGAAUUACAAGGAGAAAGUUCUGGUGAAGCAAUGGAUGUCGAUGUUGAAAACACUUCUUCAUCUCCAAAAACUCCAGAGAGAGUCCAAAAACCCGAUGGAAUUGUCCUAACUUUGAAUGAAGAAAAUGAAUUUCAAAAUCCUAGCAAUAUUUCACCCAUAUUGGGUGCUUCGGCAUCACGUGCUGCUCCCGAGAAGUUAUUCUCAAUAAUUGAGAACAAUGUAAGUCCAAUUGAUGAUGACGAUUUAGAUAUUGAUGACACCGAAUCAUCAUCUGACCCGAAUAAAGACUUGAAACGAAAACGUGGAAGUCUAGAUAGUAUGUCUAUUAUCUCAGUGGAUUCAUUUGCCCUGCCAAUGAGUGUGCAAAGUGCAAAGAAGCCAAAACUAAUUCGAACUGGUUCGAUUACACGCAGCAUAAAGCGCAGUAUGAGUUUUGUGGCUGUUCGAACGCCAAUUGCAAAAAUGCUACGCCAGCGACGUAGUUCAGUUGAUCCAGAUGCUUCAAUUAGUUCAAUUACCUCGCUAGAGAAUACAUUCAACGAGUCAAUUAAGAAGCCAGUCAAAGAAAAGUUACGAGGUCUACGUGAUCGUCUUACAAGAAGUUCGUCAACUAUUUCGUCGUCGAUAACAUCGAACAAAAAAGUACAAAAAUCAUUAAAUGGGAAAUUUACACAAAAGAAUAACAAAUUUGAAUAUGAAACUCCUGAAAAAAAUGAUAAUAAUUCGGAUACAAUUGAUUUUAAAACACCCAAAGCUCCUAGAUCCAUUUCAAGAAAUUCCACAAAUAUUCCUUAUCGUCAACAAUUUAAUACCACUGCCACUACAACCACCUCUACAUCGGAACAAAAUCCUUCUGAAUGUCCUGGUGUUGGUCCUCCAAAUACUAAUAUUUCUUUAGCUAAUACUAACUCUUUAACUUCUACUGCUGCUACUACUUAUCUAAGUAACCAACAAGAACCAUUAGCAUCAUCACAUCAAUCCUUGCUUGUUCAACCACCAGUCGUUGAUGAACAUUUUGCACAAGCCAAGCCAGAACCGAAAAACAGUCGGACGCAUAUACUUAAAUCGGAUUGGUUUUGGUAUACGAUACAAAAUGGAUAUGCGGAUGAAAUGGAUUAUCUAUUUGGCGAUUAUUUGGAUAGUAUAGCAAACACUCCCAACACAGAUCGUCGUGAUUCGUUACCCAUCAGUUUUAACAAAAGGAAAAGGAAACGUUUCUCACAACGUCUACAAUUAGAAGGUACACCCAUUGGUUCGGGUAAAAGACGUUCUUCUGUGUCUGAUGCUGGUCUUCUAUCAGUAUCUGGAAGCUUUUUCGAUAGUACAGCAAGUCCGGAUAAAAUAGAAAGUGCUGGCAAACUAAUAUCCGAACCAGAAUCAGCCACAGAACAAACUCCGAAAAACAAAUCUAUGCGAUUUAAUCAUUUCAUGGAUUUCUUUAGUACGGAAUCAAAUUAUGUUGGUAUAUUAGAUACCAUUGUGCAUCUCUUUAAAAAUCCACUUGAAGAAAAAGCCGAAUGUUCGGAUGCUCUAUUAAAUAAAUCAGAAAUUCGUGCGAUAUUUGGUAAUUUCAUACCCAUCCAUGAAGUACAUCAACGUAUGCUUGAAUGUUUACGUGAUAUUCAUACCAAAUGGCGUGAGGAUUGUUCAAUUGGUGAAAUAAUCUUACAUCAUCGUGAUGAAUUAAUUAAAGCCUAUCCGCCCUAUGUGAAUUUCUUUGAACAAAUGAAGGAGUGCCUUAUACAUUGUGAUACACAAAAUCCUAGAUUUCAUGCAUUUUUGAAAAUCAAUCAAGCCAAGCCGGAAUGUGGAAGACAAACAUUGCAAGACUUGAUGAUACGUCCUGUACAGCGACUGCCUAGUAUAAGUUUAUUAUUAAAUGAUAUUCUUAAGCACACAAAUAAGAAUAAUCCAGAUUAUCAAAAGUUAGAAGAAGCUUUGAAAGCAAUUAAAGAAGUGAUGGCACAUAUUAAUGAAGAUAAGCGAAAGACAGAGGGUCGAAUGGCAAUAUUCGAUAUUUUUAAUGAUAUUGAAGGAUGUCCCGCCCAUCUAGUAUCCUCAAAUCGCAGUUUCAUAUCCAAAUGUGAAGUCACAGAAUUAUCUGAUAAUUUAAGUGGUCGUGGAGACACUCUCAUGCUCUAUUUGUUCUCGGACACAAUAGAAGUGUGUAAAAAACGAUCGCGAGGAUUCAACAGUGCCAAAUCGCCAAGCACAACAAAAUGCUUCAAACAUAUCAAAUUGAUGUCUUUGAAUGCGAUACGUUUUGUUAUUGACAUCACUGAUAGUCCAAGAGCAUUUGCAAUUCUAUGUCGACAAGAUAAGGAUAAAUUACAUUCAUUUACAAUUGCCGAUGAAGAAAUUGACAAAGUUGUUUAUCUAAAAACACUUUGUAAACAAAUGGCUGAGAAUGCUUGUCGAACUGAUACGGAUAAAUCACUUCUGUUUAGAACAUCACAAGAGCUUGAAGUUGAUAUAAGUGAUGUGAAUUUGAGCACUCUCUCGAAGGCAUUUAAACUUGCUGCCAGAACGAGACUAAAGGUCGGAAGAGCAUUUUCCUUCAAUAAAACUCCAUCAAAAUUGAAAAGAGCUGUCUCCACGAUGAUGACUUCACCAUUCGGGAGCACAAACUCCCUAACUCCCGCAUCGCAGCUGGCACAGAUGAGGCUUGCCAGCUGUACAAAUAUUAACGAGGUAGUUGGUGAAGAAGAUAGUCGUUGUGGAUCACCUACAUCACAAUCUGAAGUGUUAGUCGCUCCAUUGUCCAUUCAGCCAACGAGAAAAGCCAAAUCAUCAACUAUGUCUAUGGCUGCAUUAAGGCGUAUUUGAUACUAAAUGUAUUCAAGGUCUCAACCAAAAGGAAACACAUCCAUCAUUUUAAAAAAGUAUUACAAUCCAAGGAAGGGCAUUAACUAAAUAAUAAUUCUAUCGUAUUUGUAUUUGUCUGAGUUUGUUGGUGGUCUCUUUUUUAUAGCAAAGAAACUCUCCCAACGAAAAAAAGUCGUAUAUUGUAUUGUAUAAGUCCUGUAAAUCUGUGUUUAGCGCCGUCUAGAGUUUCAUUCUAGACAGAUUUUUAAGCAAUUGACAAAAAUAUUUUAUGUACCUACAAAGUGAUUGAAAGAAGAUGCCAUCAGAGUUAGCUGGACCUAAUUAAAUUACUCUGAUUACUCUCAAUCACAAAAGAAUACAAACACAUUUUUUUAGUGUACAAUGUGACCAAUUUUUGAAACAAAAGUAUCAAUUAAUAGCGUUAAGCGCGUUCGUUUAGUAACGUAAAUAAUUAUGUGAAAAAUCAUAAUUUUUUUUGUAUAUUUAUUAAAUCUCAAUUUUAUAUUGUAAUUAAAAUUUAAACAAACAAUCUCAAUAAAGACGAUGAUGAUGAUUAAAAAAAAGCGAAAGUAAUCUCUGUAAACUAAACAAAAUACUCUCAUUUCGCGAAAGUGAUUUCACUUUUUAAAAAAAUGUCACAUCAUCGCUAGGAAAAAAUAAAUAAAUAAAAACAGAAACCAAUUUCCAUGAUCGUAUGAAUGAAAAUAUAAAAAAAAAACAGUUAUUAAUUAAUUAAUAAGAAAUAUGUAAAAUUACAUAAUUUUUAAGUAAAAUUAAUGUAUAUUAAAUGCGAGAGUGUGUUUAAUUUAAUUACUAUAAUUAUAAUUAUUGUGUAUUAUUAUUUCUAUUUUAUUGUAAUGUAAUUUUUUAUGUUUAUUUUAUUAUUUCUUCUUUUUGUUUUCUGUUUGUUUAAGUUAUUGUAAAAUAGUUAGUGAUAGUUUUUGAAAGCAUAUUUUACAUAUCUAUUAUUAAAAUUAUUUAUGUAUUAAGAAGAUAUAUUAAAUGGAAAACAUUUAUAAAUAUUCGAUUAUGAUUAUCUCCUAUAAAUUUAAAUGAUACAAAUAAAUAUAUAUAUAUAUAUACUUUAUUAAGAAAUAUUUAAACGAA
Molecule: messenger RNA, 5285 nt
Organism: Episyrphus balteatus (marmalade hoverfly)
Lineage: Eukaryota; Metazoa; Arthropoda; Insecta; Diptera; Syrphidae
Gene: pbl
Product: protein ECT2
Exons: 15
Coding region: 468-4178 (1236 amino acids)
Biological process (GO): nervous system development; regulation of cytokinesis, actomyosin contractile ring assembly; activation of GTPase activity
Cellular component (GO): nucleus; cell cortex
Molecular function (GO): GTPase activator activity; guanyl-nucleotide exchange factor activity
Source: RefSeq, a predicted model, not a curated record